AUGCGCAACGAAUGCCGGUUCGUGUUAGUUCGCAGCCAAAAAUCGCUACAGUGGGACUGGGGCUUUAGCGAGAAGUUAUACAAAUUUGAAAAAAAUCGUAAGCCCGUAGACAUGUCCGACAUCAAACUUACUGGUCUACGCAACAUCAGCGACGACGCCUUCGUGAACUCGCCAAAUCUGACGGAGAUAUAUUUAUCGAAUAACAAAAUAGAACACAUACCCAUCAAAGCAUUUAAAGGUGGCAAGCAUACCCAAUUAAAAGUGGACGGAAAUCCUCUGAAGUGUGACUGUAAACUAAAAUGGCUGCUGGUCCAGUCACAUGACGUACACGUGAUCGCUAAUGAAUCUCUCAGGUGCGAACUACUUGACAGAUCGUCACGGACAGUACCACUGUCUCAAAUGCAGAUUAAGGAUUGCGAUAUCCCUAUAGUAGAAGUAACUCCAAGAAACAUCAGCGUUAAUAUGACAGACAAUGUUUCAUUCGAAUGUACAGGAAGCGGAAGUCCCAGGCCGGGAGUUACCUGGGAUACAUCUAACGUGCAGGAAACCUACUCGAUUACGUCUCUUAGCGGUGGCUUAAGAAAACGACUGGAUAUUAUGAACGUGUCAGUGGCUACCAAUCAGAUGAUAGUCACGUGUGUUGUCGACAACGUGGUAGGCAGCGUGCAGGCUGAGGGCAAAGUAUUUGUAUACUGCGCGCCAAAAGUUCUGUUUCUUAGACAAGAGAGAGCCAUGUUCCACCCGAGCAUAGCGUACUCCGUCCGUGGGUGGCCAAGACCGAAUAUCACCUGGUUGAAGGAUAGCCAGUACCUCGAUCUGAGAGUCAAGAAGAGCUUCAAGGACCAAGCUCGUCCUUACAAGGACGGUAUUAAUGGUAGCCUGCAGUUUUUGCUCAAGAACCCGCACAUGGACGGAGAGUACACGAUUGUAGCCGAGAACCCGUUCGGGCGUGUCACGAAGAAUAUCUCCUUCUCUCACAACGCACCGCCUGGAGCGGGGCAGAGCUGGAGGCCACCUAUUUCCGGUAUAUCUCGGUUCAUGGGAGAUAAGUCUAAGUCACUGGGAUCAGCCAAUCAGCCCGACCAGGAUUCCAAGGUAAAGGUCGGAGUUCAGACGACCGAGGACGCGACAUUCGAAGACUCGAACAAACCGCUGGAAUACCUAGAAGCCGAUCCCCGGCCAAUCCCAAGACAAACACUUCUCUUUUUUUUCAUUCAGGUUGCGAUUGGAAUUUCAGUGGCAAUUGCUGUGGUGCUGGGUCUCGUGAUUUUGAUCAUUGUUUUGGUGAGACGUCUCAUACGGAAUAACAGGCUACACAGCGCCAAGGACGGUAAAAACAAGUCAAAGGGUCGUCACCCCCUGAACCGCGCGGAGACCAUCCCUUUAACGGAGAGUGUUCGGCUCGUGGAUAAUCCCACUUACAUGUGUCAGACCCCUGUCCCCAGCGACUCGACAUCGGCCAUCCUGAACAUCAAACCAGAACACAUCACACUUUUACGAGUUCUGGGUGAGGGUGCGUUCGGUCGAGUUCACCUGGGCACGUGCUUGGAUCUGGAAAAACCGGAGACGGAAACCAUGGUGGCCAUCAAGACAUUAAAAUACUCGACGGACGAUUCGUCCAAAAUCGACUUCGAAAGAGAGGCUGAGCUGCUCUCGAGCCUGCAGCAUCCGCACAUAAUCACUUUCCAUGGCGUGUGCACGAGACAGGGGGAGCGCAUGAUGAUCUUUGAGUACAUGGAGAAUGGUGAUCUCAACAGCUAUUUGAGAGCCCAUGGUCCCGACGCGGGCCUCGUGCCUAACCUGGAACAGACUGGGGAGCGCCUGUCGUUUGUGCAGCUUCUGAGCAUCUGUAGCCAGAUCGCCAUGGGGAUGGACUACUUGGCUACCCAGCACUUCGUCCAUCGAGAUCUCGCCACCAGGAACUGUCUCGUCGGAAAAGACAUGGUUGUCAAAAUCGGAGACUUUGGGAUGUCGCGGGACAUCUACAGCACAGAUUAUUAUAAGGUGGGCGGGUCGGCAAUGAUACCCAUCCGAUGGAUGCCCCCUGAGAGCAUCUUGUACAGAACCUUCACGGUGGAGUCGGAUGUGUGGAGCUACGGCGUGGUCAUGUGGGAGAUCUUCACGUACGGCAAACAGCCGUGGUACAGACUGUCAAACACGGAGGUAAUACAGCAUGUACAGAACGGUGCCUUGCUGGAGUGCCCGGACGCGUCCACGGACGACGUCUACAAGAUGAUGUUGGGCUGCUGGGCGAGACACCCGGCCGACAGACUGACCAUGAAAGACAUUCAGAGACGUCUCAGUAGCUGGUGUUCGUCCCGCCCCAUGUAUCUCGACAUCGUGGCAUGAUGGACGCAGCCGUUUCAAGGAGAAAAGGACACUGGCCGUUUAAAAGUGUCUGGCCGUAGACAGACGCACGUAAUAAAAGGUCGUUGGAAUGGUACAGGCUCCGUUGCUGCAAACGGUUAAGUCAUUGGCCUUGACGUUAGCAGCAAUGGGUUCGCAACCCGAUACCAAUUGCCACCCAGAGCGAAUUUCACUGGCUCUGUUGGGAGAUGUAAGAUUACUACUCGGACUUGUCUCUCAUAAACAACUAAAACAUUGGCCCCUUUCGUGGAUAGCCCAGAUAGUUGAUGUCUGUGUCAGCUGGCUUGAACCUUAAUUGGAUAAAAGCAGGGAAGAUAAAAGUACGUGAAAUGGGUAUUAAAUUGACUGUGUUACAAAUUCGCAAUAGGUAUAUAUGCUUAAAUUAAGGCUGCUGGAAUGGUGAGGUUUUUAUUUUAAGCUGACUGACAAAGCAAUAUUUGUUAUUGGAGACGGUCAGACUAUUCCCCACAACGAGCCUGUGAAAGGAUAUUUAUCGCCAAAACCCGAUCGCCAAAAAACAUCACCAAACGCUUCAAACAAGACGGCAUUCGUUGCUCCAUUUCGACAAACCAAAUCUGCAAAUAGUACCGACACAUAUGUGCUUCUACUCAGGGCAGACAGUCAAGAAAUUCAAGAAACGCCAGAACAAAGGUACUUGUUGUCUUGUACUGACUCGUUUCAGCGAGUGCACCACAACUGG
Gigantopelta aegis is the source of this 3067-nucleotide messenger RNA. Its product is annotated as BDNF/NT-3 growth factors receptor-like. NCBI's taxonomy places the organism in Eukaryota, Metazoa, Mollusca, Gastropoda, Neomphalida, Peltospiridae. Gene Ontology annotation, cellular component: axon; signaling receptor complex. The record is from RefSeq and is a predicted model, not a curated record. Bases 1 to 2349 code for a protein of 782 amino acids. The transcript is spliced from 12 exons. Gene Ontology annotation, biological process: multicellular organism development; positive regulation of kinase activity; cellular response to nerve growth factor stimulus. Gene Ontology annotation, molecular function: neurotrophin receptor activity; ATP binding; transmembrane receptor protein tyrosine kinase activity.